Molecule: messenger RNA, 1866 nt
Organism: Rhopalosiphum maidis (corn leaf aphid)
Lineage: Eukaryota; Metazoa; Arthropoda; Insecta; Hemiptera; Aphididae
Exons: 1
Coding region: 86-1678 (530 amino acids)
Source: RefSeq, a predicted model, not a curated record
AAUAUUCACCGAUCAGUAGGGAACGUCACCGCACGUACCUACUACACCUAUUUCGAUAAUCCUUUUUAAAACGUCAACGAAGAAAAUGUUGUUCGCGUUCAUGUUGACGUCGGCAUUGGCCGUGUCGGCGGUGCUCGGCCGUUCGUCCGGCACGACACCGACGCAGAUCACGUACAUGAAAGAAGAACAAGUCCAAGGCCAGAUCGACGAGUCAGCACAGGUCGUGGCCGUCGGCGACCGAUCGUCGAACCUUAAAUACGUGAUGGCCAUCCAGAGCUCGAGCAUUUGGACGGACAUCAAGCAACGGUCGUUGACGAUCAACUCGCCACAGCGGUUGGACGACGCGGUGGCCGAAAAAUCGCCGAACGACUUGUCCGACGAGGAACUGGCGAAGCUCAAACAGGCGUGCCACGACGGGCUCAAGUGCGUGGCCGUCGACCAGCUGUUGGUGCUCAAACGGGUCAGAGAAUCGCUCGGCGACGGCAACACUUCGGUGCGCAUGGCCAUCACCAAGAUCACCCAGGUGAUCACCGAGUACACUACCGAGUACCACGAGGACGUUUACCAGUACGAGGAGGUCACGCAGUCCGACGACCCGUCCAAAGUGUACGAGUCGGUGACCAACAUUGUGGAAGACAACAAGGAACUGUGUCAGAUCGACGUCUCUGCGGUCGAAACGGGGAAAAAAAAUACGACUGAAUCGCCGAAAAAAAACGAAGUCGAAGCUCGCCCGGCGACGAUCGUCAAUAACAACAACACCGUCAACUACAAUACGACCAAUAACUACAACAUCAACGACGGUACCAUCAACAGCGCCAACAUCAACUUAGUCGCGCCCAAAGGAACCGAUGGCGUUUCCAUCGCGGUGUCCACUGACGACAGUCCUGCCGUAAACGAGCCCGAAAACCGUUCUCCGAACGACGCCGACCAACGGUCGACGUACCGUACGGCUGCGGACAGCAGUUCGCCGACCGGAAACGAAUCGUCUGUCGCCGGAUCACCGGAAAACGGCGCCGCGCACGAACGCGUCCGACGAAACGUCGCGCAGGACGAUCGCCAGGAGAACGCGUCGGCGAACGACAGUCGUCCGCCCACCCAGCUCAUGAUCACCGACGCGCCGCACGACGACAACGCCCACGACAGCGCCGGCAGACCAAAAGCUAUCCGCGCGCGUCCCGACGGUGCCCGCAAGCCCGUCACCGACAACACCGCAUCGGUUUCGAACGGUUCGAACGUCGACGGCGGAAACAGUGGUCGCGACACCGACCGCACCGCCGGCGAUGACGUGAGUGGAAACACCGCGACGAUUGUAAACAGCUCGGGCGGUGGCUCCGGCGAUAACGACUCUGACGCGGACAUCGUGAGCGCGGGCUCCGGCAACAGAGAAGACAUCAAGAAAGGUUUGGUCGAGGACGGUUAUUUCAACAACGGUAACAUGAAAGUCAAGAACUUCGACCGGAGUAACCGCAACAAGGGUACCAUCAAGAACAGUUCCGCCGAUCAAGGUAUCAUCGGCAUCGGGACCAUCAACAACGGACCGGUCAACUACGGCACGUCCAACUCGUACAACAACCAAGGAACCGUCGCGGACAUAGGCAAUCUCGACAUCCAGGAGUAUGCGACUUCCAUCGAUAAAAUGUACUCGGCGAUAUUAAGCAAACUCGCUAAUAGAGAUUAGUUUUCAGCAUUUACGCGUAGUUCGCGCAACCUUUUUCAUUAUUUUAACAAUAAUUUUCAAUCAUAAUCAUUGUACGUCACUCUGUUGUAUUGCACACGAUUGUUUAUUUUUAUUUUAUUUAUAUUGGUUAAGGGUAAAUUUAUCUUGUGGGUUUUUAUUUGUAUUAAUAAAUUAUUUAUUUUACUGUU